Entelurus aequoreus (snake pipefish) is the source of this 4506-nucleotide messenger RNA. Its product is annotated as protein FAM135B-like. The coding region runs from base 1143 to 4499 and encodes 1118 amino acids. The record is from RefSeq and is a predicted model, not a curated record. NCBI's taxonomy places the organism in Eukaryota, Metazoa, Chordata, Actinopteri, Syngnathiformes, Syngnathidae. The transcript is spliced from 26 exons.
CGCGAGUUGAACUUGCUGGCGGCUCACCUGUUUGUCUGCAAUUAGCGCGCUGCGAGCUGGUUUAUGUUUUGAUGUCUUUUCCUCGGUGUUUCCUGGGUCUUUUCCACCAACAUUCUCUUUGCGGCAUUUGGUCGCCGUGACGACUGAGCUCCAGGACCGCGUGGAGGCGACACAUCUGGAAGCGGCUCACAUAAAUGCUGAGAAAUGAGAUCAAGUGGCGAGAAGCUAGCAGGCUACUUCCUGGUUCAAAGAUGGGACUCAAGCAUGUGGAGCAAGAAGACUUUCUGUCCCUGCGGAAGAGACAGGAUUCUUUAUAAAAGAUGCACGUUAGCUUCCUGAGCGAGCGGGACGUCAAAUAGGUGACUGAUGGCUCGGUCAGCAGCAAGGGCAGACGUCGGCCUCCAACGUUACGCCUUUAAAAGACGUCUUCAGAGGUCCCUCAGGGUCUCGCUGACUCCUUUUUUCCUACAUCAACCCAUCUCAAAGGUCUGAGUUGAGUCCCGGGGGCAGACGCCCAAGAAGGGUGCAGGGCGGCUAAAGUGCUGACGCCGCUCCAUUAAGUUGAAAAGCUGCACGACUGCCACCUACAGGACUUGGGACUAGGAUGCUCUUCAGUCGUGCUAUGGUGAGCAUUAUUUCUUUGCAUAAUAAUUCCUUGGACUGAAGGCUCGCUUCAGUUUUAGUGGGCCGGCCCUGAUGUCAGCCGGCUGGUUGGCUGCUGGACCAGCGGACAGUGCAGCAGCAGGACACACACACACACACACACACACACACACCAUGUCUGCACGCUUCACUAUUAAUACUGCAGCCACGCACUGCUCUCUCUCUGCAUGAACUGGACGCUGGAGGACAAAGGCGGAUUAAACGCCCAAAUUUAACAUACCCCCUCCUCGUCCUUUUCCUCUGGGAUGGAUUGAUGAGGAGCGAUAAAGCACGCGCCAGAGAAGGAAAGUGGGGGGACUGCAGUACAAGCAGGGUCUGGAUGAAUAACCAUGGCAACAGCAGCAGCAGCAGCAGCAGUGGCGGCGACAGUGCAAGCGGACAUAUAAACAUUGCACAGGAGCACAUCCAUCUGCAUCUACUCACUGGAUCAUCUCACUUCCUGGAUCACUGCUAAGGGAGGUGAUGAGUCGGACCACAUCAUGUCUGAAGUACAGGGCACGCUGGAGUUUUCCGUAGAGUUGCACAAGUUUCACAAUGUGGAUCUUUUCCAAAGAGGGUUCUACCAGGUGCGAACAGGAUUAAAGGUCUCCCCCCGGGUGCCCCACAGGGUGAUAGUGACCACUCAAGAUAAUGCAGGAGGCGGAUGCAGCUUCAGCUCCCCGGGCGUUUACGACGGCACGGCGUUCAGCCGGAUAUUUCAGAUCCUCUACAGAAACGAGGACAUCACGGUGAACGACUGCGUGGUCUUCAAAGUGCACCUGCUAUUGGACGGAGACAGGGUAGAGGAGGCCCUCAGCGAGGUGGACUUUCAGUUGAAGCUGGAUCUUCACUUCACUGACAACGAGCAACAGCUGGCAGACAUGGUGGCCGUCCCGUUGAUCAGCAGUCGCACCCUCAACCUCCACUUCCACCCGCAGCGAGGCCUGCACCAUCAUGUUCCUGUCAUGUUUGACUACUUCCACCUGUCCGUCGUUUCCGUUUCCAUCCACGCCUCACUGGUUGCCUUACAUCAGCCGCUAAUCAGCUUUGCUCGCACAGGAAAGGGGUCCUGGCUGGGAAAAGGGUCAGCAGAGAGCACCAAUGAUCCAUCUGCAGUCUCAGUGGAGAACCUUGUGUUUGGAGCAGGGUACUGCAAGCCCAUCAUCUCGGAGGGGAGUUUUUAUGUGCCCAGCGAGGACUGCCUGCAGAGAGCUCACGUGUGGCAUCGAAGGCUCUGCCGCCUCCUGCUGGCCGCCCGUGGUGCUGUGAGAAGAUACUACACUGCUCUGAUGAAGGAGGUCCCUCAGCUGGAGCACAUGUCAGACGACACAGAAGUCCUGCCUAUUGAAGAAACCCUCAAUCAACUCACAAUCGAGUUACAGCUGCAGGACAGCCCAGAGAAGGUGGCGGAGCAGAUCAGCAGAGAUGUUGCCCACCUGUGUUCACAGUUGGCCGUUUUCUGGAGUUUCUUCCUGGAGAAAGUUGUGUUCAAUCCUCACAUCCUCUCUUAUUUGGCCCAGGAACAUCACACACUCAGGGUGAGGAGAUUUUCUGAGGCGUAUUUCUUCACCGCACAUCCCAAAGAAACGUCUCUAACCUUCCAAGAGGAGCUCAUCAGCAGACAAGGUGAAGUAGCAGCAGAAGUGCGAGGCUCCGACUACCUGGCCAAGUUGCCUCCUCUGCCUGUGGAGUGUUUGGACAUCGAUGGCGACUGCGGCAGCCUGCCCAUCAUCUUUGAGGACCGAUACGUGGACUCUACUCAAGCAGCAGAAGUCGUCGUGGCGACGUGCGAGGACCAGACUCUGUGGGAUCCUGCAGCCAUGAGGAGUCCGGAGAGGGAGAGAGAGGCGUGUCCUGAAGACGACUGCAUGGACCUGACCACUUACGUGUCGCUCAUGGCCCAGCAGAGCGCAGCUUGUCAGGAAGUGUCAGUCACAGACUCAGAGGACAGCUGUGGUCCUCAGGCUCUCAGACAUUCUUGCAGAAGUGGAGACAAGAAGAAGAUGGCUGACCAGGAGGUGAGCAUCAGCCUAAGGAGCGAGGACGAGGAGUCUUUGGUGUUGAACCACGACAGUGAGGCAGGAAGUGUUCCUCUGGUCUGUCACCUUUCAGUCCUAUCUUCCUCCCCCGGUGCUCUCAGGAAGGAGCGAGGAGGUUCUGUCCUCUCCAAGAUAAUCAAGCGCUCCUCCUCGCUCAUAUCGGACUCGGGCAUCGAGAGCGAGCCCAGCUCGGUGGCCCUGCCAGCUCGUGAGCGGGAGAUCCCCAGACACAAAGUCCUUCGGCGGCCGGUCCACCGUAGCUCCUUGGAAGGCCUGCAGCUGGACGGCAACAUCCAAGCGUCUUUGACGUCCAUCAGCUCGCUGCCUUACGAGGACGAGCGGGGUCAAGGCGGCAAGCUGACCAAGUCCAUGUCGGCGCCGCAGAUCAGCAGCCCGGACGACGAGGACCGGGAUGUCCAAGUUCUACAACAACCGGAAGACUUCUCUUUGCACUCGGACAAAUCUCCGUCAUCCAGUUCAAUGACAAACUGGGGCAGUCGUCAAGGCAACAAAGACAGUCGGGGGUCCACGGAGGACCUCCGUCUUCCUCCUGAUGACGACCUCGGCGUCUCGGUGGAGCAGAUCCGUCUCAGCGCCGGCAAGGAAAAUGUCCUUCAGAGAACACAACAAGGCCGCAGCAACAACUCCGGCCUGGCCUUCGUCAACAAGAAGAUGGUGGAGGUGGUCAACAUGUCCUGCGCCCCAACAUGUCUGCCCUUCUCCUCCGCCCUCAGAGACUCGCCCUCCAUCAGCGGCCUGUCCACUCGCCACACCGCCUCGCCCAUUACCCAUCAGCCACUGGGCUCCUUUGGCAUCGUCUCAACCUUCGCGAGCCACCUGGGAAUGGACGACGGAAGCAACGAACGCAUGAUCAGUUUCUCCAAGGCCAAAGAGGCUCAGUUUGAAGGCAUGAAGGACUUUGCAGGCACUUUCUACUGCGACCUUCCUGUGCUGGCCUCACAACUUCCUUACUUCCCUCCUGAGGAGGAAGACGAGGAGUUUGAUGAUGGAAUUCACUUGGUGGUGUGUGUGCACGGCCUGGAUGGAAACAGUGCAGACCUUCGCCUGGUCAAGACCUUUAUCGAGUUAGGUCUGCCAGGAUCCAGGCUGGACUUCCUCAUGUCGGAAAGAAACCAGGUGGACACCUUUGCGGACUUUGACGCCAUGACGGACAGAUUGUUGGACGAGAUCAUCCAACACAUCCAGUUGUACAACCUCACCAUAGGAAGGAUCAGCUUCAUCGGUCACUCUCUGGGGAACAUCAUCAUCCGCUCAGUGCUGACCAGACCUCGCUUUAGAUGUUACCUGUCCAGACUGCACACCUUCCUCUCGCUGUCUGGUCCUCACCUGGGAACACUUUACAACAACAGCACCUUAGUCAGCACAGGUCUGUGGUUGAUGCAGAAGCUGAAGAAGUCAGGAUCUUUGCUCCAACUUACCUUCAGAGACCAGGUGGAUCCUCGUCACACCUUCCUGUAUCUGCUCAGCCAGAAACCAGGUCUGCAGUUCUUCAAGAACGUGGUUCUGGUGUCCUCCCCGCAGGAUCGCUAUGUUCCUUUCCACUCUGCCAGGAUAGAAAUGUGCAGAAGUGCCCUGAGAGACAAAACUACAGGUCCCGUGUACACGGAGAUGAUCAACAACCUCCUGCAGCCUCUCCUGGAGGUCAAAGGUUGUCGUCUGAUUCGCCACAACGUCUUUCACGCGCUGCCAAACACGGCCAACACUUUGAUCGGCCGUGCAGCUCACAUUGCUGUUCUGGACUCUGAACUCUUCCUGGAGAAGUUCUUCCUGGUGGCCGGACUGGACUACUUUAAAUAAUAUUCAU